Molecule: messenger RNA, 939 nt
Organism: Drosophila kikkawai
Lineage: Eukaryota; Metazoa; Arthropoda; Insecta; Diptera; Drosophilidae
Gene: Blos4
Product: biogenesis of lysosome-related organelles complex 1 subunit 4
Cellular component (GO): BLOC-1 complex
Source: RefSeq, a predicted model, not a curated record
CCUAAACUUUUUACCAGCUGGUCAUACUGCUUCAAAUAAAAAUAAAUAUAAACAAAUUCAAGAAAUGUCCGUAAAUCUGAAUAAUGUAUCGCAGGAUUAUGCCAAAAUCAUUCAGAGCGCCGAUCUGGACAAGGAGAUAAACCCGCUGUGCACCAAUAUAGACGAUAUGCUGGCCAGACUCGAUGAAUUCGAAACUUUGUUGUCUUCGGUGCGUGCCGAGUCCAAUGGCAUGAUGGCCAACAAUGUGUGCAGCAUCUUGGGCUUCAGCGACAGCUUCGACCAAUUGCGCACACGGAUCGAUGGCCUGGAGCAGUUUGUGGCCGCUGUGAGUGCCAACCUAAGCGAAGUUGAGAGAUCGGUGGACAUGGCGGAGGAGGAGCUGCAUGUGACGGAUUACAGCAUCAAGGGACUGCUACUAAAACCCCUCAAAGCUAAGCUGACUGCUGCCGAUCCCCUGAACUCCGCCUCGCAGCCCCGCUCCAAUCUGGUGGACGGCGAAUAUCAACCUUUUGAGGUUUACAAAUCUGAUGAUUACUUUGGAGCAGCGCAAAAGGAGGAGGAACCAGUGGCGGAGGUGUUGGUUACACCCUCGUCUAGCUAACAUCGUAAAUAUUUAUUUGGUAAAUAGAAAAUAAAGUCGUUAAUUAAUAUGUUUAGUGCCUGGCACAGAGAGCAAACAAUCUGGAGAUCGUUUUAGAAGGUAGAGAAGCCUCAUAAGUUUUCAUAAAUAUUUGCUUAAUAAUAAUGUUAACAAGAAAGUGUGGUUUUUGGAAGAAUUUCUAUAUUAUCUAUUGGAUUUUUUGCAAAGUUUAAUAUUAAAAACACAAGAAAAUAAAUUGAAUAACAUUCUAAAUAAGAAUUUUCCAUGAAGUUAACAUAGAAUUAUAAAAUAUAUAUUUUUUAGUCAAACUUUGAAAUAAAAUAAAAUAAAAACCUCAA